This is a messenger RNA of Exserohilum turcica Et28A, 216 nucleotides long. RefSeq lists its product as uncharacterized. Lineage: Eukaryota; Fungi; Ascomycota; Dothideomycetes; Pleosporales; Pleosporaceae. Gene Ontology annotation, cellular component: intracellular membrane-bounded organelle; membrane. Gene Ontology annotation, molecular function: heme binding. The record is from RefSeq and is a predicted model, not a curated record. The transcript is spliced from 2 exons. The annotation marks the transcript as partial.
CUUUUCCAACUCUCCCAGCACAACACGCAGCAAGACCUCUGGAUCGCCGUCUUUGGAAAAGUCUACAACCUCACCGCCUUUGCCAAAGACCACCCGGGCGGCAUCGACGUGCUCUGCGAAUGCGCGGGUACCGAUGGCACCGAAGUCUACGAGUACGCAGGCCACAGCGAGAGUGCUCUGAGUGUGCUAGACCGGUUUCAAGUCGGUGUGCUGGAG